Molecule: messenger RNA, 1918 nt
Organism: Carassius carassius (crucian carp)
Lineage: Eukaryota; Metazoa; Chordata; Actinopteri; Cypriniformes; Cyprinidae
Gene: alp3
Product: alkaline phosphatase 3
Exons: 11
Coding region: 68-1708 (546 amino acids)
Biological process (GO): dephosphorylation
Cellular component (GO): plasma membrane
Molecular function (GO): alkaline phosphatase activity
Source: RefSeq, a predicted model, not a curated record
GUGUGCUGAUUGGUGGAGACGGUGUUUACAUCACUGGGGGUCAGAAGUCGUCUGUCUGAACUGAUUUAUGUGGUUUCUUGGAUGUUUUCGGUGUGGUCUCGUCAUGUUUGCUGUGCGUGUGUCCGUCCUCUGUUAUCUGCUGUGCAUGAGCUCUGGAUCAGUUGAAGAGGAGAAUCCAGAGUUCUGGAGGAGUUCGGCUCAAAACACACUGCGUUCGGCUCUCGGCAGAAAACUCAACACUAAUGUGGCCAAAAACAUUGUGCUGUUUCUGGGAGAUGGUAUGGGUGUUACCACCAUCACGGCUGCCCGGAUCCUGAAGGGUCAGUUACAAAACCGCUCUGGAGAGGAGACCGUCAUGAAUAUGGACACAUUCCCGUUUGUGGGUCUCGCUAAGGUGUACACAGUGGAUUUUCAGAUUCCUGACAGUGCAGCGACGGCUACAGCGUAUCUGUGUGGAGUCAAAACCAACCUGAACACUGUUGGUGUGAGCGCAGCCGCUCGCAACGGUGUGUGUCGCUCGCAGAAGGGCAACGAGGUCACCUCCAUCCUCAAAUGGGCUAAAGACGCAGGGAAGUCUGUGGGUAUAGUGACAACAACACGUGUUCAACACGCCACUCCUGCUGCUUCAUACGCUCACAGCGCCAGCCGGACGUGGUACAGUGACGCUGACCUGCCGAAUACUGCCGUCACAGGAGGCUGUAUGGACAUCGCCUCACAGCUGCUUCGAAACACCGACAUAGACGUGAUCAUCGGAGGAGGUCGGAAGUACAUGAUGCCUAAAGGGUUUCCUGAUCCGGAGUAUCCCGCAGACCUGAAAGCACAAGGACAGAGAAAAGACAACAGAAACCUCAUAAAUGAGUGGCUGAGCAUGAAGGAGGGAAAGGUUGCGAGAUACGUGUGGAAUAAGACAGACUUCGAUGCAGUGGAUCCUGACAAGACAGAUUAUCUGAUGGCUCUCUUUGAGCCGGGUGAUCUUCGGUUUGAUGUGGAGAGAGAUCCCAGCAUGGAUCCCUCCAUCUCAGAAACCACAGAGAAAGCCAUUCAGAUCCUGAAGAAAAAUCCCAAAGGAUUCUUCCUGCUGGUCGAAGGUGGUCGUAUCGAUCAGGGACACCAUGACAGUCGAGCAUCCAUGGCGCUGCAUGAGGCGGUUGCCCUUGACGACGCUGUCGCCCGCGGACUGGAGCUGACCAAUGAGGAGGAGACUCUGACAGUCGUCACAGCUGACCACUCCCACGCAUUUACUUUCAACGGCUACCCGUUCAGAGGGAACAGCAUUCUGGGAAAGUCUCCAAUCUUUGCCAUGGACCUUUUACCCUACUCAACUCUGAUGUACGGAAACGGACCGGGACACAAAAUAAUCGACAACAAGCGUCCAGACAUCCGUAACGUCGACACCACCGAUAAGGACUAUGUUCAGCAGUCGGCCGUCCCGCUGGAUUCUGAGACCCAUGGAGGCGAGGAUGUGGCUCUGUUUGCCCGUGGACCCAUGGCUCAUCUUUUCCAGGGAGUUUACGAGCAGAACUACAUCGCACAUGCCAUGGCAUUCGCGGCCUGUGUUGGCACCAAUCAAGAGCACUGUGCUGCCACUGCUGAACCUGAUGAGAUUCCCUUCACAUCCACUGACCCUGGAAGCUCCGCCCCCAACACGCCCCUCGCUGCCAUGACGACAGUGAUGCUGAGCGUAUGGAUGAGUGUUUUACUGCACUGAGAGAGAGAGAAUGCAUCAGAUAUUCAUAAAGAUGCUCUCUUGACAUUUACAUAACCAAAAAAAACUUUUUCUAUAAAAAUUUACAUACUUCUCAAUUAAACAUAUUUUUGAGUAAGAAGAAAAAUUAAUAGGAUGGGACUUGAUUGGAUCAUGAAAGUGGAGUAUGAUAUUAAUGAUUAAUAUUAUUUCUCCACAUACGAGUUUGUAGAU